UGGGCCACUUCAUCUAAUAUUUGGAGGCCUUUGUCCCUCCAACACAUGAGAUCAGAAGAAGACAGUAGAUUCAGAUUUGGGGAACAUUUGGUUGAUUAGGGUUUCUUGUUGUUGAUCCUUUUGUUUUGUGUAGCAGUUGCUUCAAUGUCACAACAACAGCAAACAAUGGAAGCAAUCACUGAGGGAGUGAACAACAUCAAUAUCACUGAAACGUAUAAGAAGAAUCGUAUCCAGGUCUCAAAUACCAAAAAGCCUCUAUUCUUUUACGUCAAUCUCGCCAAGAGAUACAUGCAACAGCAUAACGAGGUCGAGCUCUCAGCUCUGGGAAUGGCUAUUGCUACAGUGGUUACUGUUGCUGAAAUCUUGAAAAACAAUGGGCUUGCUGUUGAAAAGAAAAUCAUGACAUCAACCGUUGACAUAAAAGAUGAUUCCAGAGGAAGACCCGUCCAGAAGGCCAAGAUUGAAAUAUUGCUGGGGAAGACUGCAAACUUCGAUGAGUUGAUGGCUGCAGCGGCUGCUGAAGAUGGUGAAAAUGGAGAUGCUGAAGAACACACUACUUAGAGGAAAUGUACCUGUCUCGAGUGAAGAAGACAAUCCUUAAUGAACGAACUGCCAUGGUGUGGUUUGUGUAGGUAGCGGAGAAGCAUAGCAUUCAAUUUUAUAUAGAUUGAUUUGCAGUGUUGAACUAUGCUAUUCCUUCAUUUCUUAUCCCUAUAAAUAUUUUUUUUUUUUUGUGUUUUUGCUGUUGCUGGGUUUAGUUUGUCAUUUCUCGGUCGAUAGGAAGUAUUGGCACACUUAACUAGUUCAGUUUGAACAAUAACAUAUAAUCCAAGAGUUUUGAUCCUUGCUCAUCA
Messenger RNA from Vigna unguiculata (cowpea), 854 nucleotides. RefSeq lists its product as uncharacterized. The record is from RefSeq and is a predicted model, not a curated record. Gene Ontology annotation, molecular function: RNA binding. Gene Ontology annotation, cellular component: nucleus. NCBI's taxonomy places the organism in Eukaryota, Viridiplantae, Streptophyta, Magnoliopsida, Fabales, Fabaceae.